AUGGACCGCGCUCGCCGCCCAACAACAAAUCGUCGCAAGCCUCAGGGAGUUUCUUCAUCUCCUACGUCUGGUUCAGACGCUUCUUUUGAGCGGAAUCAGUCGUCCGCCAGUCCCAUCAUGGCGCAUGCCACUAACACUCCACAAGCCGCACAGCAAAACCGGCGCGCCCAAAAGACUCUUCAGCCCGCCUUCACCUUCUCAACGCCGGGACCAACAACCCGGCCUCUGAAUCUGAGAAAGAGAUCAAAGACCAUGGAUGACUACAGCGUGGCUGAUGAAGAUUUUGAAAACGACAGCCCCAAGAAGGGCGGUCACAGCCUGCGCAAACGCGCGCGUGUUGACUACACGUUUGAGCAGAUUGACGACGACAUUGACUUUUCAAGCGCCAUUCCAGGCUCGGCAUCAGCAGCUGCCUCUGCCCCUCGUAAUAGGAGGCGACGGCCUGACAGCAACAGCUACGAUUCCGAGGAUCUCUACGGGUCUGGACUCAAGAGGCGAGGCGCCUCUGUUGAUGCUGACACGCCAUCCAGCCGGCGCCGCUAUCCCGCCAGGAAGACUUCCGAGUCGAGAGCCUACAGGGAUGAGUUUGACGACGACGAAAACGACGUCCAGGACACCAUUGAGGUGGGCGUGCUGUAUUCCGACUCUGAGAAAUCUGACAGCGCUCACAUGGAUCUCUCAAAUGCUUCAUCCACGGACCUGUCCGUCGAGGCCCCACAAAAACCGACAACAGCCCAUUCAGGCUUUCCGCACCAGGACAGCGACCUCAAGUCUGCCGACCACGCCGCAGCGCCAGCCCCAACAAGUCUGGAUGUUGAUCCAUCUGGAAAUGCUGCAGGCCCUGCAUCUGCUUCUGAUUCUGAUUCUGCUUCCGCUUCUGCUUCUACUUCUGCGGCCGCUGACAUCAACAUGCCCCAGCCGCAGGCAGACCGUGCAAGGCUGCCCGAUUCGGCCGCACCAGCCUCAACCGCUGAUGAGAAGACGGCUGAGCCACAGCCCAAUGCUCGCGCUGAGGGCGACGCCACACGCACUUUUAGCGAUGAGAUGGCGGCACCACCUGAAAGCUACGCGGAUGAGCUCAAGUCUCCACGCAGCAGCACGCCGCAGAACUCUGGCCGCAUUGUCAACAGCAAUGAUCGUGAGCGAGAGCCGAGUGUGCAGCCCGUGCAGAUGUCGCCAGCCCCUUCCACACCGCCGCCUGCAGUGCAUGCGACCGCAGAGGCCAAUAACACGGCCUUGACACAUGCGGCUGAAAAUGACACUCCCGCUGAAGAAACUGCAUGUAUUAAGCCUCUUAACCAACUUCCCGAAAAGGAAAUUCCACAAGAAAACCCUGAGGCACCACCAGAAAGCGACACACACCCGCAGCCCCAGCCUCAGGCUCAGCAAGAGUCUCAGGCCCGGGCUCAACCACAAGAGCCGCCAUACUAUCCGUCGGCAGCGGCGCACUUGAUUACACUCACUGCGCCGUCGGUGCAGCAGCUCAAAUCUCAAGUACAGGCGGAAGAGGCCCAUGAAGCGCAGACGCCAGAGUCAGAGCCAGAUUCCAAAGCACCCAGCCCUCCCCCCAUCACAGUCACUGCUGCGGCCGAGGACGAAGCCGAUGGCACUCCGGCCUCUCCAUCAAUAUCUGCUCUCGGCUCCACGACAUUGGACGCAUCUCAGUCGACGAGCACUGACACCACAUGCGUCGAGCCACGCGUGUCAUUGCCCGAGGACGGUGCUGACGCUGUUGUCAGCCCACCAUUACCAGAGAUCCAGGUUCAAGUUGAAGGCGCAAAUAUGAAGCCUGCAGAUCCAGCGCCGCCAUCUCAGCCCUCUGAGCGAGGCCCGUUUAAGCCACAGCCUCGGCCUGAAGGCAGAUGGGCUCACCUGACUCCAUAUAUCGAUGGAGAGUAUGUCGCGUAUCCGGAAAAGAAAGCGCAGCAAGAGGACGAGGUCACUACCAGCGAAGACCAAACUGCUGAUGACCGAGAGGCCAAUGACAUGGAGCCAAUGGUCGAUGACAACGACGACAUUCCGGAUGCUGCCGGGAUCGAGGCGCCCACACCAGCUCUCAAUACACCCUUACGGGGCUCCCCUGUGCCCGAUUCGAUUGACCCCACUGCCUCCAAUUCUCCGGCUGCUGGUGGAGAUGACGGCGACGACGUUGAUGUAACUGAAGAGCCGCCCGAGCGCAGCCGAUCAUUCCGCUAUCGCAAGCUCAGAGAUCCUAAUGAAUACCUUGCCGCUCUCGAGAAUUUCGAGGAAAUGUCAACAGAGGAUCUCUACGAGGUCUUGGAAUCUAUCAACAUUUCACUUGUUCAAUGGCAAACCGAGUGGAACGGACUGGGCAAGAUUGUCGAUGACUACGAAAACUCGCUCCGCCGGCGCGUGGCAGACGUCAAGUAUGAGUCUCGAACACGCAACUUCCACCAGCACGGCGUCAAUUAUGAAGAACCUGAAUUUGUCGUAAAGGGUUAUAGGUCCAAGGACAGAGAAGGCAUGACUGAGACACGCUACCUGCAGAACCAGGAUCGUAUUAUGGCAGCCGCUUAUGGAUUUGAGUAUGACCCACAUCCAUCCAAGAUUGGCCGCCAGAAUCCAGAGACACAGCAGGCAGGAAUCAUGACCCGGGGUCGUUCACUACGCAAUCAGCCAAAGCCUACAGCCAAGGCGACCGAGGCAGACGAAGUCACUGGCAAGAGACAGCGGAAGCCUGUUCAAUUGUUCGAUCCGGCAACACAGGAUGUCAGCCGCAGCUCAACACCGGUUCCAACCACCAGACCCAGACGGCGUAGAACUGCCAAUGCCGACAACGAUGAAAGUCAGGUCUCUUUUGCUGCCAGUUUCAACAGCGAGUCCAUCUCAGACGACGAAGCUGGAGAUGGCAGGAGGAGACGCAAUCGUGCAGCACGGCCCAAGAUGAAUGUUCCCAGCAUCAUUGAAGAGCUCGCGCCUGCUCCUCCAAGCGAAGAUUCCUCUGUACGCGAAACACCAUCAAGAUCGGGCCGUAAUAAGCGAGUCAAGCAGCCCCCCAAGUACGACGAGGACCCUCUGGGCUACCACUUCGUUGAAGAAGAGCCGCCCAAGCGUCGCCAUCUGUUGACUCUCAAGAUCCCCAAGGGCAAGAACAUCAGCGAGCCGUCUUCAGCAAUUACAGACAAUGGCGAUUCGCGGCCUUCGACUGCCGACUCAGAUUCCACUUCGCAUACUGCCGAGUCGUCGUAUUCGUUCCGCCCCAAGCGACAGAAACGAUUCCGCGACGACGCCGAAGAGAGUGAGGAGGCUUCUCAAGCUCCCACAAAGAAGAAGAACAAGCGCAUCAACGUUGUUCCCUCAGUUGGAGUAGAAGAGUUCCCUGUCCUACCGGAGAUGCUCGAGCCAGAAGCGGCAUUAGGCCCCAACCGUAAGAUUCAGAAGAUCAAAGUUGUACGCACUACUCCCGCGAGCCGCAAGGGCACACCAUCGUCGCUGCCCAAUGGCGAAGAAGCUGAAGAGCCACCAAAGGACUACAAGUCCAUGACCAAGUCGGAGAAGAUGUCAGCGUCUAUGAAGAGUCGCUGGGCCAAUGGCAACAUGGCUGGUGCUGUGGAGAAGCGAAAGGCAACCCUCGCUGCGAAAAAGGCCGCGCAGGCAGCGGCUGAGCAGAGGGUUGGGCUUAUCGCUCCCAAGCCCAAGAUGAAGGCGGCUAAGAAGGAGCCGAUUGAGCAAAAUCAGAUGCCACCGCCCUUUGCCCCUCAACAACCACCACAGCAAAUGCAUGGGAUGGGAUACCCAUAUCCUCCAUCGUAA
Molecule: messenger RNA, 3774 nt
Organism: Trichoderma asperellum CBS 433.97
Lineage: Eukaryota; Fungi; Ascomycota; Sordariomycetes; Hypocreales; Hypocreaceae
Source: RefSeq, a predicted model, not a curated record